CUAGUUCUUCAUCUUCUCUUCUCCACCAUCUUUCAUGUCCCCCUCUCCUCCUGUCGCCCUUCGAUCAUGGCCUUCGCGUUCGAUGGAUUCUCCAUUAGGGAGUACACCUCCAAGAUGAGGUCCGUUGACGUGUUGAAAUGCUGGCCUUUCAGUAUAACUAACUCCAGUGACGUCUCUAAGGAAGAUUUGAAGUCCUGCCUUCCUCCCAUGACUGUUCCCAAGUUCCGGCGGCGGCCCGAGCAGCUAGAAGCCGUGAGAUCCGAUCACGAUGAUCGUAGAAAAUCUGAGCAACAACUGCCGGAUGGCGAAAUUUCCGGGAGCGAGAGUGAAUCGCUGAAAUCGGAGAAGUCCAUCAGCGCAGAAGAGGACAGAUUGGUUUGUCCGGUUUGCCGAGUUUUCAAAGCGGCGACACUGACUGCGGUGAACGCUCACAUCGACGGAUGUCUUGCACAGACGAUGAGGGAGGAGCGGCGGCAUAUGAAAAUUAUGAGUUUGAAGCCCAAAUCAAAGGCGCCAAAGAAGAAGCGCUCCAUCGCGGAGAUCUUUGAGGUCGAGGUAGAACAACCGCCGAUGGAAAAUCCGUUCAAAAUUUGGCCCCUCAAUAAGAAUCCAGAUGAGGUAUCAAUCACGGUUACCGAGUUCCGGUGGUGUUCACGGCAGAUUGAAGCGCUGGGAUCCAAACAAUCGGAGGGAGAAAGUUCUAGAAAUGGAAACGAAUCGGGGAAGUCAGAUGAGGGACGGGGUGGGGAGGACGAGAAAUUGGAGAUGGUUUGUCCUGUUUCUGGAGCUGUCAAUGCUUCAACGUUGACCGCAGUUAACGACAGCAUCGACGUGCAAGCUAUGACGGAAGAACGACAGCACCUGAGGAUGAAUUUUAAGCCAAAGCCUAAGGUGCCGAAGAAGCGGUCAAUUGCUGAGAUUCUCACGGUAGCGCCUCAGAUCGAAGCGAAGUGUAAUGAGUUGAUUGAGAUUGACGAAGAGGUGGAGGAGGAAGAGAAAUCUGUUGGUGAUGAUGAUUCAAGUAGGCCUACUGCUGCUCCUGCUGUCUUUUCGACAACCCAUAGCAAGAGGAAUAAAAACAAGAAUAAGAAAAAGAAAAAGACGGAAAGAAGAUGGAAAAAGAAGCUGAAGAAGAAAAAGAAGUUGGAAAAGCAUAGUGGUGGUACCGUGACUCUGAACAAUGAUAAGGAGACGCUGAAUCAGAAUAAAAAGAAAAAGAAGAAGCUGCUUCACAAUGGGUUAAAUGCAAAGAAGGAUGAUACUUACAGGCGAGAAGUGAAAACUCCAGCGAAGAGUUCCAGAAAACUAAAAGGCACGAUUGGUGGUAAAAGAGCUGCACUUGAUGACAUCAAUGCGUCUGCACAUAAAAAGAAAGCAAGUCUAAAGCGUGCAUCUAUUGGAAAGAAGCGAGAAGCAACGGAGAAUUACUCAACGCAUAUGUUUGGGAAGGCAUCAAGUGGCUGCAAUGUUCAGGAUGGUAUUGAAGACAAAACUCGUGAUGCCCAAGAGCAAAUAUUAGCCAGGCAUGUGACGUUCUCUAAUAAAGAUAACAUGCUUGGUCCGAAAAAGAGAAGCUCAUCUGAUGAAAAAGUGUUCUCUUCCGAUGGACAGGCUGCUUCAUCGGUAAAGGAGCAAUCCUCUGCAAGUGAUGAAACUGCUUGUCUGGAGGUAAACAGAAGAGAUAGCAGCAUUACCUUUAAUACGGAGAGGGGAAAGGAGUUUUGUCCUGUAGUUGAAAGUAAACAGUUUUCUACUGCUCCUGAACGAGUUCCUCCAAAAGAAUUUUUGAGAUCAUGUGCCACUUCGGACAAGAAAAAGCAUUUGGUAGGGAAGACUGAAUCAUUGAUAGAGGUGGCAUCUGAUGAUAAUGAUAAUCUACACCUGUUUGAUACGGGCAACACAACUGCACUACACUGUUCUUCCCAAUCUUCAAUUUCCAGAUCUCUUUCUGCAUAUCAGGAAGGAGGCAUUUCUUCUGUAAGUACUCGUGUGGGUGACUCUGGAGCUCACCACUCCCCUGGAAAAUUCAUGGAUCAUCAUGGGGAUUCUGCUCAUCAGGUUUCUGCAGCGGACUCUGAUGCAAGCAUGAGGACAUUUGUGCAGUCUUCAUUGCAUCACACUUUAUAUAGUCAAGGCAGUGAAAAAUCCUUAUCAUCACAAACUUAUGAAGAUAACAGCCAAACUUUGGGUUAUAGACCUUUGUCUCACAUGUUUUCAGCAAAUAGCUCCAUGGAUGAGAACUUCUUUGGUUUGCCACUCAAUUCUCAAGGUGAGCUAAUUAAUUUCAGUUCAUGCUCAAAAGGAGGGAUUAACCAGUCAGAGACAUCAAGUAUGUUAAGAAGUAGCAGAUUACUCUUUGACAACAUUGCCUAUAGAAGUAGCCAUGAAUAUUUAAGCAUUAAUGAGAGUCAUCUUGUUCCGAAGACAUUGUCACAAGGUAGUGUAAAUAAAUUUCCUCACUAUCCCGCCAGGCUAGGUGUGACAAAUCAAUUGCAAGGUAUUGGGAGAGCAGAUGUGCACCAGUUUAAUACUUAUAGGGAUUCCAAUCAGUUUGUCUAUCCUCUUGAUUCGGAAUUGAAGCCCAUGAAAUAUCCUUUCGUUGAACAGAAUCAAUAUGACCAGGUGCAGAACCAUAAGAGAAAUGAGAUGAUUCAUCUGAAAAAAGGUUCAGAUCUUAGUUCACAAAGUUCCACCCAACCAACAAUGCGGUUGAUGGGGAAAGACGUUCCAAUUGGUAGAAGCAUCAAAGAGGAAGAUGUGUGGGCUGAACAGCAAUGUAUAAGAAGCCAUUCUUCUAGAGAAGCUGCAUUAGAAAAUUCGUCUUUGGAGACGUGUUCUAAGCUGGAUCACUUACGUGGCUCACCAUUACAAAGCACCGCAAUGAUAAAUGGUCCAGAAUUUGAAUUUCCUCAGCCAUUUCUUGAUUUGCAAACUAAUUAUGUACCACAAAAUGGAAACUGGGGAUUCAGCAAAACUGCUAGUUGUUAUUCUCAACCUAUUACUCAUGCCCACACUUCAGGUUCAGCAUCUAAUAAGGCACGUCAAGACUCGCCAGGGCAGUCUGUAUGUGGACCUAAAUUCCAAGGACUUGGUUCUCACUUACAGGCACAACUUGCUACGUGCAAUUACAACCAACAUACUUGUCAAAGCAAUGGUGACCUGUACGCCAGGAAGAAACUCCCUCUUGUGACAAAAUCUGCUUUUGAAUUUCCGUUGGUGCACCCGGCUUUUGGAGAACAUGCCAAAGCAUCCUGGUUUCAGAGCUCCAAUGGAAGCUCUCCACCGUGGCUGCUAGCACAAGAAAAGGUACCGGGUACCUUAUGUCAACAAAUACCUGGCCCGAGUAGUAUAUGUCUUCCUCAUACUCAAUGGGGAGGUAGGUUUCCCACCCCUGUAAAUCACUCAAUUCUAAAUUGUUCACCGGUAAAUUACUGUCACAUGAAAACACCUAUUAGUCCAGCUUCAGUUGUUCAACCUCCACUUCUUCCUCGAAGGCCUGCCAUUAAUCCUUCCUCAACUAUACGUAGUGGUUGUCGAAAUGAGGCAAUGGUCAAUGACAGAGUGAUCUUAGAAAACAGGACAACAAACGACCAUGGUUUGUGUAACAAUACUAGGAAGAGACCUGCUGCUAAUAUACAUGGAUCGACAAAACUGAUCAAGUUGAAUGAGAUAGAAGUGCGAGAGAACUUAAAUGGUGUGCCUGGUCUGAUUCAAGAGAACACAAGCGGUGAAUUUCAAAGGACCACGAGAACUGUUGAAGUUGCUCCACAAGGGGAUAGUUCAAGACGUAAAUGCUGUUGCCUCAAUGAAGCUCAAAAUAUGAUGUCUAAAACUUACCUGGGCCUGCAAAUCUCAGGUCCUGGGAGACCAAGUCCAGGUACUGGGCAUAUCCGUAAACCCUCCCCGAAUGUUGCUGCAACUACUGACACUGAUAGGGAUCUAGAUUUUCAGAGAAAAUUGACGAAAAUAUACGAAUUUUAGGUGUAAGUCCACGUACAUCUUUAUAACUCCGUCAGUUUUGCCUUCACAGUACACCCACUUGUUGAAGAUAACGGAAUCUAGUGGAAAUUUCAUAUGAUUUCAUCCGGUAUUUUGUGA
This is a messenger RNA of Neltuma alba, 4098 nucleotides long. RefSeq lists its product as uncharacterized. The record is from RefSeq and is a predicted model, not a curated record. NCBI's taxonomy places the organism in Eukaryota, Viridiplantae, Streptophyta, Magnoliopsida, Fabales, Fabaceae. Bases 67 to 3981 code for a protein of 1304 amino acids. The transcript has 3 exons.